UUUUUUUACUAUUGUUGUAGGUAUUUGAGUGAGUCGCUUAGAUUCCAUUUAUAAUUGUAUUGAAAUUUGUUUUUCUUCUUUUAUAAAAUACGUAAUUUAAAGCUUCAAUAUCUAAGAAUAAUAUAACUCAUAGGAAAAGGUAGUAACAGUAUUGUAAAUCAAAUGGAAUCAAAGUCUACUUUAGCGCUUGAGGAUGGUCUGGAUUUAAAGACAUUAGUAACUACUGGUUCAGUCCUACAGAUAAAUCUAGAUUAUGAUGACACAGAAUAUGUAGCUGAAGCUGAACGCGCAGAGACAAAAAUUGUGGACAUCAUUGGCAAGCCUAUAAAAAAUUUUAAGGAAUUUGAAAAAACAUUAGUUCAUGUAGAUCCAAAAGGGUUUGUCAAAAAGAAAAUUAUUGAAGAAGGUGGAGGUUUCCCGUUGCAUGAAGGUUGCACUGUGUCCAUCGCAUUCUCUGGGUACUGGGAAAAUGAGUUGGAGCCAUUUGAUAUGAAAAGCUGCCGAAAACCAUUGGUGGUUGAUCUAAAAGAUAAUGGGCUAUUACCAGGCCUCCAAACAGCAAUCAUGUCUAUGUUAGUUGGAGAAAUGUCUGUUUUUCUCCUAUCAUAUCAGGUAAUGUAUGGGGAAAUGGGGAUACCGCCUAGAAUCAAGCCUAAAGCUCUAUGUGUGUUUUAUAUAAAGCUUGUGAGGAGUGUUAUCACACCACAGGAAGGUAAAAUUGAUUUUUCUGAACCUAAUAUGUUCAACAAAAUACAUAAGGAAGUAAUGAUGCUAUAUACUUCUGGUGUAACUUUACAUAAAAGUAAUAACACAAGUGCUGCUAUACAGUUGUUUAGAAAGGCUGUAAAUAUGCUGCAUAAGUGCCGUUUGGCUAAUGAAAGUGAAGAGAAAAUUCAAGAAUGUGAGCUUAUUAAGCUAUAUCUUAAUUUAGCAGUGUGCUAUAUCAAAAUCAAGCAACCACUUAAAGCAUGUACUGCUUGUAAUGAACUGAACAGACUAAAUAGUCUUUGGAACAAUGGCAAAGCCCUGUUUCUUAAUAGUAAAGCUCUCAGAAUGAUUGGACAAUUUGAUGUUGCGGAGAAAAGGCUCAAAAGAGCUAUCAAACUUUGUGAAAAUUCUAAAGAUUUAAUUUUAAAAGACUUGAAGAAUGAGUGUGACCUGCUAGAAAGAACACGUAAAUCUUGUGAUCAAACCAAACUUAUUGGAAAAAAAAUUGUUGGUUCUAAUUUAGAAGUAAUAAGUGAGGAGUUCAAGAAAGAAGUGGAUUCAUUAAUAAAAAACUUUAAAGAAAAUGUUAAUAUAUGUAAAUUAACAUUACCUGAAGGACUAAAUACAACAGAAAUGGCAUAUGUCAAAGAUACUUGCAUAAAAAAUAAUUUGUUCUUUAGGAAAAUAAAGAAUCAAGAUGAUGAAUGUGGUGCUGCCACUUUAGCUGAUAGUAAAGUUGAGAAUUUUGCAUUAGAUAAAAAUAAAGACGACGACUCUACGGAAAAUAACGACUUUUCCAACUGCAAAGAAUAAUUAAGAACUUUGCUGCUGUCAGUCUGUAGAAAAGGACAAUCAGAAUUAAGGGGAUCUUGAUAACACCUGGUAAAAUCAUGCAACCCAAGUAAGUUUAUUUUUUAAGGUUCCAAAAAGUUGGCACGAUGCUACCGCUACCGGACUCUUGGAAAGGAUAAUGGACAAAUGGUGAAGGGUAUGUAUCGUGCUCAAUGUAGAUGUGGCGUUAUUUGUACUUUUCAAUGCAAUCAAUAAAUUCUUAUUUUUUGUUAAAAAAAA
Molecule: messenger RNA, 1779 nt
Organism: Plodia interpunctella (Indianmeal moth)
Lineage: Eukaryota; Metazoa; Arthropoda; Insecta; Lepidoptera; Pyralidae
Product: inactive peptidyl-prolyl cis-trans isomerase FKBP6-like
Exons: 4
Coding region: 163-1521 (452 amino acids)
Biological process (GO): spermatogenesis; piRNA processing
Cellular component (GO): cytoplasm
Molecular function (GO): peptidyl-prolyl cis-trans isomerase activity; Hsp90 protein binding
Source: RefSeq, a predicted model, not a curated record